Molecule: messenger RNA, 2274 nt
Organism: Hippocampus comes (tiger tail seahorse)
Lineage: Eukaryota; Metazoa; Chordata; Actinopteri; Syngnathiformes; Syngnathidae
Gene: cnppd1
Product: cyclin Pas1/PHO80 domain containing 1
Exons: 8
Coding region: 132-1394 (420 amino acids)
Biological process (GO): regulation of cyclin-dependent protein serine/threonine kinase activity
Cellular component (GO): cyclin-dependent protein kinase holoenzyme complex; nucleus
Molecular function (GO): cyclin-dependent protein serine/threonine kinase regulator activity; protein kinase binding
Source: RefSeq, a predicted model, not a curated record
UGACGUCACACUGUUCAACGCGGGGUGUGUUUCUUUUCGCGGUUCUGGUGGAGCGAGGCCGGUCACCAGGCCAAGCAGUUGACUUUCGAACGUCGUCCUGGAUACAUGUUGAAACUUUACUAAACAGAGCUAUGGAUUUCGACUUUUUAUUUAACGAUACAGCUAUCCAAUUUUCGGACUUCCGCGAGUUUACGUUCCUACCCGGACAACGAAGGUUGUCUGAACGACUGAGAAAGCGACUUUAUUAUGGAUUGGAUCGUGAUGUGUCACUUGAAGUACUCUCUUCUCCUAUGACAGACAUUGCCGUUGAACUCUUCCGGAAAUCUGCACCAAGCCCAAUAAGGAAACUCCACAAGAAAUACGCUGUUCAUGUCUCCAGGGAGGCUUGUAUUUCACCGUGUGCCAUGAUGCUGGCGCUGGUUUACAUUGAAAGGCUCCGAAAUAGAAACCCGGAAUACUUACAAAAGAUCUCCUCCUCUGACCUCUUCCUCAUCUCCAUGAUGGUUGCCAGCAAGUAUUUGUACGAUGAAGGAGAAGAAGAGGAGGUCUUCAAUGAUGAGUGGGGAGCAGCUGGAAAACUGGAUGUCGAAUCAGUCAAUAAUCUGGAAAUGAAUUUCCUGAACGCUAUUGAUUGGAGUCUCUUCACUGGGUCAAAUGAGUUCUUGGAUACACUGAGCCAACUCGAGAGCAGCAUUGCCGAGCGUAAGGGGAUGACGCGAGGCUGGUUUACCUACACUGACCUCUGUGUGCUGCUCGAGCAAUCGGUGUGGAGCCAAACACUUGGAGCUCUCUACCAGCACUUUAUCAAGGUUUCCUGUAUGCUUGGCUUUUUGUAUCUGACUAGUGUGGCAGGUCUCAUUGCCUCAAGCACUGUGCUCCACCAGCUCAGUCUCUGUCCAAGUGGCCAGACUCUGAUGACACCCCCGGGCGAAGUCACUUCAACACUCCCAAACCCUGAUGCUCCCGCUCAACCCCAGCCACUCCCCUGUAACACUCUGUCCAACGAGAGUCUGAACCGUCACACCAACGCGCUCGGAGCGGCUUCGCUUCACACCACCCCGCAGGCAUCAGUGUUGUGUCUGUGGGGUUCACUGCUUACCUCUGUGGGCUCCGUACAGCUAGAAACACCAUUGGAGUCUCCUGAAACCUGGUGCACUUCCUCCACCUUUUGUCCGGGCUGUCGUCGCAACCUCUCGACCUCUGAGAGCAUGCUGAGUAACACCUCCACUAUAUUCACCAGUCUUACAUCAUGGUUGGCCUCCAUCUUGAUUGGAGGCGCUGAAGCGAGUCAAAAUUCUCACCACGAGGUGUUUUCGCUUGGGCAGCUGAGACCUUGUCAUCCAAAGUUUCUGUUACCUGAAGACAAGACACAAGCUCUCCUCUUGACCGGCUAGCACACUGCAGACUCCACUGCUGAUCAUCAUUCGGCAAAAGAAACCAGCACUGCUUUUUUUUUUUUUUUUCCAAAUUAUCCCCACCUUGUGUAAUUCUCGAUAUGGUGCACAAACACAUCUCAGACAUGAGAUGCUCAGUAUAGUCACUUUAUUUGACCACAGAAAUCCUAACUUCUUUUCAGAGAAGUUUGAGGGUUUCUGUUACUGGUUUGAAGAUGGGAGGUCUUGAUCCGUGUGUUCUGAGUGAUACGGUCUCAUUUGAGAAGGGUUUGAGUAUGUUGAGUUUAAGCGAUGGUGCUUGGUGAGAAGAAGAAACGUAAAUAGCUUUAUGGUCAUAUUGAUCACCCUUUUUUUUCCCUUACAGCUUUUUGGGGGGAAGGUCAAACAGGUCAUGUUCAUACACAUCAUGCUGCAACUCUUUUUAAAUGGAAAUGAUGAUCAUAAUUCAACACCUCCUGCUGAAGCAAUGAACAUCUUCCCACGACAGGGUAGUAUGAUAAAUUCCUACUGAGUAGUUUCCUAUUUCCUGGGGCUGUUUGCGUGUUUUGUUCCAUAAUGCCACCUAAUUUAGCAUGCUAACAAUCUAGCUGCUGUGUACCUUCCCUGGUCACGUGUCUGUUGCAACAGCACAUUUUACUUUAGACGUACCAGUUACUGAAAUAUUGAUCUUUUGGACGGUAAAGGAUUGACGCGCAGGUUUUUAAGAUUGUGUUCCUGACAAAGCCAAAGUUGUGCCCGGGAAUAUAUGAUAGGACAUUUUAUUUUGACAAUUUGAUAUACUUGGAAGCACAAUGUCCUUAAUUUUGUACACCCAUGUAAAACAGAAAUAUUGUCAAGUAAGUGAGCUAAAUUAAUAAAGAAUUACUUUCUUGAAGUUACA